Larimichthys crocea (large yellow croaker) is the source of this 3438-nucleotide messenger RNA. It is a transcript of the gene gopc, whose product is annotated as golgi-associated PDZ and coiled-coil motif containing. Bases 349 to 1686 code for a protein of 445 amino acids. The transcript is spliced from 9 exons. Lineage: Eukaryota; Metazoa; Chordata; Actinopteri; Sciaenidae. The record is from RefSeq and is a predicted model, not a curated record. Gene Ontology annotation, molecular function: transmembrane transporter binding. Gene Ontology annotation, cellular component: Golgi apparatus; trans-Golgi network transport vesicle; membrane. Gene Ontology annotation, biological process: negative regulation of protein localization to cell surface.
AUAGGGCCUCGCACCGCGUGCUCGGGCCCUAAUUACAUAAGAACUAGACAGCAUGAACAUGUUUGAACUACAAAACUAUUGCUCAACAUCCCCCGAUCCUCCAUCUGCUAUCUGCUGCUUCUGUCUGCAGCCUGGCAGACUGUAGUAGUUACCCCACGGAUAUAAUCGUCAGUCCGAUGUGGGACUUCCUGGUCAGAUAGUACUUUCACAAGAAUCUUAAAACGCUAACACGCUGAUCUAGUGAUCAGGUUAGACGUUAUUUCGACUGUGCUGUUUCGUAGAGAAGAGAUUCAGUAACGUUUGUCUCCAGUUAGGUCGUAGCCAGUGUUAGCGUGUCUAACUUUAGCUAUGUCCGCCUCGGGUGGAUGCUCCCCAGCAGGCCAGAGCUCGGGCCUCGGCCCUGGAAUGUCUAUGUUUCGCUGGCUAGAAGUGCUAGAGAAAGAGUUUGACAAGGCCUUCGUGGACGUGGAUCUGCUGCUCGGAGAAAUAGACCCAGAUCAAGUGGAUAUUACGUACGAGGGUCGGCAGAAAAUGACCAGCCUGAGCUCCUGUUUUGCUCAGCUUUGUCACAAAACCCAGACGGUGUUCCAACUCAACCAUAAGCUCGAGGCUCAGCUGGUUGAUCUGCGUUCUGAGGUGACUGAGGCGAAGGCUGAGCGGGCAGUGGUAGAAAGGGAGGUCCAUGACCAGCUCCUGCAGCUUCAUGCUCUUCAGCUGCAACUUCAUGCCAAGCAAGGCCAGGCUGAGGACUCUGACUCCAUCAAAGACAGACUGCCUGCACCAACAUUGGAAGAGAUGGAGCAGGAGCUUGAGGCCAGCAAGAAGGAGAAGUUAGCAGUGGCAAGGCUGGAGGCAGAAGUGAGACUAUAUAAAAAAGAUAAUGAGGCCCUUCGUAGGCACAUGGCAGUGCUGCAGGCGGAAGUGUAUGGAGCCAGACUGGCUGCCAAAUACUUGGACAAGGAACUGGCUGGCAGGGUGCAGCAGAUCCAGUUACUGGGCCGUGACAUGAAAGGGCCUGCACAUGACAAGCUGUGGAACCAACUGGAGGCAGAGAUUCACCUUCACCGCCAUAAAACUGUCAUUCGAGCAUGUAGAGGCCGGAAUGAUUCUAAGAAACCUCUCCCUUCUCCUGUGGGGCAUGACCCAGACAUGUUGAAGAAAACCCAGGGAGUAGGCCCUAUCAGAAAGGUGGUGCUAGUCAAAGAUGAUCAUGAGGGGCUAGGAAUCUCUAUUACAGGAGGGAAGGAGCACGGUGUUCCCAUUCUGAUUUCAGAGAUCCAUCCAAGUCAGCCUGCAGACAGAUGUGGAGGUCUGCAUGUCGGAGACGCCAUACUUGCCGUCAACAGUAUCAAUUUGCGAGAUGCCAAACACAAGGAGGCUGUCACCAUUUUGUCUCAGCAGAGAGGACAGAUAGAGUUUGAGGUGGUGUAUGUGGCUCCAGAGGUGGACAGUGAUGAUGAGAAUGUGGAGUAUGAAGAUGACAGUGGCCAUCACUACCGACUUUACCUAGAUGAACUGGAUGACAGCAGCACAGCACCACCCAACAACAGCUCAGCGUCACUGCAGGCUCUGGAGAAGAUGUCAUUGAGCAAUGGACCAGAGAAUGGAGGAGAUACUGGGAUCUCCAAUGAGACACCUUCAAAAGAAACCCUUUCAAAGCCUCCUGAUAGUGGCUGCUCCUCCUAGAGGCUCAUACCAUUGGUAUUUGUAGACAUAACAAAGAUAUAAGAGGAUUGGUGGAAAGUCCCUCUUAAAGAACCGAAUCAAAGAAAGCUAUGACAAGCCUGGGGACAAGGGAAAAUGAACACAGUCUGUUUUCCCUUACUCCUUUUGGUGUUCUGGGGUGGUGGGAUUCGGGGGUUUAGCUUGGGCAUGUGGCAAUGAUUUGGGACAAAAGUACAUGUUUAAAGGAGCCAGAGGCAUACAAUAUGUGACUGAAUGAUACUAAACAAUGUCCUACUUUAAAAAAUGUAUUACUUUUUUUUUUUUUUUCUUAUAAAGAUACUAAUGACUAGACAGCUGUAUGUGACCAGCAAAAGGAAAUGGAUGUCUCUAAGCUGUCAUGGAGGCACAGUGACGUCAGGGAAGAAGAGGUGACUCAUUGGUGUAAAAGAUCUUUCAGGCUUGUAGAAAGAGUGUGUUGCUACUGUAGAGUUAUACUUGUCUGGUCUUGAUAGCACUGUGACAAGACUAUAUUGUCCUUUUAGAAACCCCAUUUAGAGGCUAGGAAAAAUUGUCAAAAAGGAAAUGAAUGAAAAAAGAUAUUUUGAUGAUUGAUUCAUUAAAUGAGGAUAAAUUGGAUAUAAACCUUUUCAGAUGUAAAUGGUGAGCGAGCAAGAGCUAGGUCAUUUAUACUCUUUCACUUGAAAUGUUCAAUAAUAGUAUCAAAUUGAAAAAUGCUGUAAAAUCUUGCUAGUUGUUGCCAGUACACUUUAAAACUUUUAUGACACAUUUAAAACCUAAGCAGUGCAGAUAGUUAUAUAGUUGGUGAAAUGAUGUAUGCAGGGUCUAAAUAUUGUAACAAUGAUAUGAAAGGACAUCUUAAAAGCGCAACAUUUCUUUAGAAGUCCAUGCUGAACAAGUAUAGCUACUUCUGGCUCUAAAGUUUUAAAUGCUGAAUCUUUCUCUGUAGUACAUUUUGACACUUUGACACAAUCUUACUACUAUUCAUUUUAUUCUUUAAUCCGACAUAGAAAUUUGUAAUAGAGGUCUUUCAGGUGAUGUCAUUUACACUCUGGUAACUGCUCUGGCUUACAGUUCCUGUAAAACAGAUAAAUGUACCUAUAUCCUACUCCAAGGUUUUCAGUGACUGUACCUCUCAUACUAGUGUAUGAUCCUAAACCCUGUCCUGGUAUCAUAUUCUGUUCAUAAGAUUGCUGUAAAGAAGAUGUUCCAUUGUCCUGCCAUAGAUUUCUAACCCUCCAUCACUAAUGUAUUAUGGCAUGUCACUGUAUGUUGAAUAUACAGGCGAGGGUUCAAUAACGUUUGUACGAUAUAAUGUAAUGGAAUACAAUCAUUCAUAAUAAUAGGUUUACGGUAUUUAAUUUUUUUUGUGUCACAUUACAUUGUAUUGUAUCACAUAUUGUCAGGAACACGUCAGUGUAAUGCAGUAAAAUACUACAAACUUCUUUAAACUGGGUAGAGAGUUGAAUCAGCUUCUCUUUGACACAGGCCUCAUCAGUGUGCUGUUGGGUGCAUAGAUAUUUAGUUAAAUACAUUUUUGUGCCCAGCUCUUGUGUUUGUGUUCUGGCCCAAAGGAGAAAAGGUGCCAUGACUCCAUGACCUUGCAGCAUUCACCUGUCAGUUUCUUUACUUUUCUUUACUUUUUUACGUUAUUUUGUUUCCUUGUCACAAAGUAGGAUGAGCAUUUUUAUUAGUAAUGUAAUCAAGUUAAGUAAUUCAUUCAGACCUUAAAUAAAGUUGAAAUGAUUUUGUGUA